Aspergillus melleus is the source of this 264-nucleotide messenger RNA. RefSeq lists its product as uncharacterized. The transcript is spliced from 2 exons. Bases 1 to 264 code for a protein of 87 amino acids. The record is from RefSeq and is a predicted model, not a curated record. Gene Ontology annotation, cellular component: extracellular region. Lineage: Eukaryota; Fungi; Ascomycota; Eurotiomycetes; Eurotiales; Aspergillaceae. Gene Ontology annotation, biological process: pectin catabolic process. Gene Ontology annotation, molecular function: pectate lyase activity.
AUGGAUGCGAUCAUCAACUUCUACGCUGAGGACUACGGCAAGCUCUACCGAUCUUGCGGCAACUGCAAGAGCCAGUGCAAGCGCAACGUCUACGUGGAGGGCGUGACCGCACGCAACGGUGGUGAACUUGUUGGCAUCAACUCGAACUUCGGCGACACUGCGACGCUCAAGAACGUCUGCACCGAUACCAAGAACCCGUGCGUGCUCUACGAUGGAUGUGCUGGCGGCUGCGAGCCCAAGAAGAUUGGCACUUGCUCCGGAUAA